AUGGAGCCAUUAGUUAUGACUACGCUCUGUGUUGUGCUUUUGGCUUUGCUAACACCAUCUUCUUCUCUGCAAAUUCAUGUGCAAAGGGCAGGCAAUGAACUCCAGCAUUCUCUCCCUGCACUGCCAAGGAAGCUCAAACUCUUUGAGAUAACUGUUAAAGGAUAUGGAGGUCAAGAUUUCCACUCAUACGACAGACAUUAUAAGGAACAUGUUGCAGGUAAGUCGUCGAAGGUCGACAAAGAGCAGGUUGUGGUGCAUGGAAGCAAAGGGUCGACGUGGCAAGAAUGGAUUGAUGAGGGGGCGGACACGUCAGAGUUUUAUACGAUGGAUUAUUCCCAAGUAAGAAGACGACGUCCUGUACAUAACAAGUCCAUGCCGGUGGGUCCAUGA
This is a messenger RNA of Corylus avellana, 390 nucleotides long. RefSeq names its product root meristem growth factor (gene RGF8). The record is from RefSeq and is a predicted model, not a curated record. Lineage: Eukaryota; Viridiplantae; Streptophyta; Magnoliopsida; Fagales; Betulaceae.